AAAGUUUCACAUAAACUUCAAACUAUUGCCAGAUACAAGCGUCAAAAAUGCAAUUCUUGUUUGUUUUUGUUUUUCUUGUUCUUUAUUCAAUUACAACUGGACAUGAUUUACAGUGUUGCCAGAAAUUAGAAUCGAUGAUAUAUCGUAACACUAGAUUACUGAAAGAACUACUCCGCCGACACCCAAAAGAAAUCCCUGUAAGGGAAGUUGCGUUCGGUAAGUCAUGCAGACAAAGUUCAACCGGUUGGGGAGAAUAUGCUUCAAAGGCAGUUGAUGGAGAUUUGAAUACAUAUAUGCACACUGGCAAGGACCAAUCACCUUAUUGGAUUGUUGACCUUGGAAAACCAUACCAAAUAAAGCAGAUAGAAAUAUUCAACAGAAAGCAUGGCGACAUAAACACGGGAUUACGUCUGCGUGACCUGGAUAUUAUUGUUGGUACUUCCCCUUAUAACAUGCAUCUGUGUGCCCAUUACGCAGGACCAGCUCAACUGGGAGAUCAUAUUGUGCUGGUAUGUCAAUAUGACGAAACGGCACGUUAUGUGAAGUUGAUGUUACGAAGAAGAGAUUUCUUGCAUGUGGCGGAAGUAAAAGUGUAUGCACUAUAGGAUAAAUCUGGCAAA
Messenger RNA from Mytilus trossulus (common blue mussel), 620 nucleotides. RefSeq lists its product as uncharacterized. Lineage: Eukaryota; Metazoa; Mollusca; Bivalvia; Mytilida; Mytilidae. The record is from RefSeq and is a predicted model, not a curated record. The transcript is spliced from 3 exons. The coding region runs from base 48 to 605 and encodes 185 amino acids.